UACAAUUGUACAAUUGUACAAUUGUACAAUUGUAGAAUUGUGGAAUUGUUAGAAUUGUAGAAUUAAUUUCUUUCACACUGUCAUAAUAUCAAAUAACAGCUGUACUUUCUGACUGCAUGUAAAUUGACUUAACUAGUAGGUGCAAAAUUUAUUUUUAAACCGAAAAUAUCACAUUCAACAUUUAGCAGUUUGCUAAUCACCAUUAAUUAUUAAAUUUCUAAAAUUUCCUUAUUUAUUGUAAUGAAGGGACGCAGAUCAGACAGAUAUAUUUCAAGGGAAAUAUUUGACUGUGUACGAAAAUGGUAUUUAGAGGUCACUCGUUUAUAAAGCUAAGCAAUCCUGUCACAGAAAAGUAAACAGAACGGACAUUUCGACGCUUGACGGAACCACAAAGAUGCUUCCCGGCACCGACUAUUUUUUUUAAAUAUUAUUUUUGACUAGUUAAUGGGACGAGUGACAGGGUAGUCAGUGAUGCAAAUUAAUACUUUUAAGGUCAAUUUAUUCCUAGUUCUCGAUACAAAUUCACUGACGCUUUUACAGUCGUUCUUUUUAUAAUGGGUUGUUCCUCCUCGCUUAACCACAGAAUCGAAGUAGUAUUUUCAGCUCCGCCAACUUCAAAUUUGAGAAUCAGGGAUAUUCCGCUUUCAGACAAAAGAAAAAAUAUUCUUAGAGAAUCGUGGAAACUAAUUGAACCAGUCAAGACCGAUGCAGGCAAGAAAAUAUUUGUACGACUAUUUGAAUCCUAUCCAAAAAUGCUAGAAGUGUUCCCUGCAUUUAGGAGCCUGUUACUGCAGGAGAUAAUCAACUCUCGAUCUUUGUACCUUCACGCCAAAAGAGUUAUGGGUGCACUGGAAAACGCUGUGUUAGCGUUAAACGACGCGGAGGUUUUCACAGAAUAUUUGAUGAACCUUGGAGAGAGACACCUACCAUGGACUUUGAAGAUGGAACAUUUUGAUAUGCUGGAGGAUGCCAUGCUUUGGACUUUGCAAGACAUGCUUUCAUCCGCGUGUACUGAGGAGGUUACGGAGGCCUGGAGAGAGCUGUUUCGUUUUAUAGGCGCAACUAUGAUGAGGGGACUGAGGAGAGCGUACAUCACGUGACCAGUCAAUUCAUAAAAAUUAGAUAAAGGGCUCGAAAACUUGCAGACUACGAACAAAAGAUAAUUUCACGCUAUAAAAUAAUGCACAAUGCAACAUUCACAAUUGCGUUUGUGAUA
Molecule: messenger RNA, 1216 nt
Organism: Orbicella faveolata
Lineage: Eukaryota; Metazoa; Cnidaria; Anthozoa; Scleractinia; Merulinidae
Product: neuroglobin-like
Molecular function (GO): heme binding; oxygen binding
Source: RefSeq, a predicted model, not a curated record